AUGACGGGGCCGCGGAACGAGAGCGUGGAGGUCGGUGGGCUCCGGGAGCAGCACCGCGCGGUGCGCUCAGCCCACGGCCCACCGCCGGUCAUGUCCUGCGCCAGCCUGGGCGUGCUGACGUGCUGCCGCGGCCCACAGGGCGCGGCGGACGGCCUGGUUGUCGAAGUCCCGGCCGACCUUGCAGAUGGACGACGAUGGCCCCCGGGCGUCGGACCUGGAGCUGCCCGCGGCGCUCCCGUGCCUCCUGCUGUCCCGGCCCGGCGCCCCUCAGCCUUCUCCGCGCGGGUGCUCCCCGGGUGCCGCGGCCAGCCCCGCGGGCACGAAGAAGGUGAUGCUGACGAAGUCCAGGCAGCAGUCGGAGGCGGGGUCCACCACGACGGUGGACGCAGCCCAGCACCCACCAUGGCCAAGUCCGCCACGUUCGAGAGCCGCCUCAGCGCCAGCAGCUCCGCCACGCCGCCGGGGGAGGCGUCGCGCGACCGCCUGCGGGAUCGCACGCGGCGCCUCCGCAGGAGCGUGUCGCGCCCGUUCGCCCAGACGCUGCGGCGCCACCUGAGCUGGCGUGUGGCCAUCAAGAAGGUGCCCGUUCUGAAGGCUGUCCCGAACUGCCCGCCGCUCAUCUCGGACACCUUCCCCGGCGUGGGGCUGGAAGACGUCCGAGACGCCUUCGUGGCCGCGCACGGCUGCGUCACCUCCAGGCACCUGGCGGCGCACGGGUGCCACGACGUCAGGGACACAGGGUGGAGGCCGUGCCCAGACAAUGAGGGGCACCUGGUGCGGAAGAUCGUGUGCAUGGUCCCCGUGCCGCCCGAUGCCGCGCCCCCGGCGGUUGCCCGGCUCCUCGGAGUCCCCAAGGCCUUGCAGGCGACCAUGGUUCAACGACUCUGCACCGACGCGGACAUGGUGACGCUUGUGGAGCAGUCUUACACCAAGGACGUGGUGUAUCUGGACCGAUUCAUGACUCAAUACGUCCGGCGUUUCAGUCCCAACUCAGAUGGCGGCGUCGACAUGCGCUUGUGGGUCGAGACGGUCUGGACGCGCGAUCUGCCGUUCACCCACUUCGCGGUGAAGAGCUUCGUGGAGAAGAAGACCAGAAGCGAGGCGACAACCCUCCGCGAAGAGUACAAGCACAUAGUUCAGUCCUCUGCGAUGGAGUGCCGGAACUCUCGCCCGCUGCGGCCGCGGGGCGCCUUCCCCGAGGCGCUCCCGCAGGAGCGAGACAGUUGCGCGACCCGCAGUUGCGGGCCCCGCGUGCCGCAGCGGGCGCGACGCGCAUCAGAGGAGGGCGAGUUGAGACAAUCUGGCCUUUUGGACAACGGUAGUUGGCCUGUCCGGGGGCCCGCGGCGCCGGAAGCCGCCCGAAGGCAGGGUGCGCUUCGAGGCCUGGGCAGCCCGGGGGCCGAGUGUGUUAGCUGCCGUUGUCUCGGCGCCCUGCUCCGAUUCUUGCCAGCACAGGAGAUGGCCACCCUCUGCACGUGGCACGGUUCCUUAGUGUUGCGAGUGCGACCCCGAAGAGUCCUCACGAGGAGAGGCACUUACAGGCCUCGCCGAGCUUUCACGGCCUCGCUUGGGUUCGUCAAAGCCCAGGAUCCAUCGGAGCCUAUGUGCUUUGAUAGGCACGUCGCCGAAUUUUAUGUCUUCGAGAUAGAGGAACUGGACCUCACUCCCUCAAUUGCUUGCCACUUGUCUGAAUUUGAAUAUCCUCCGAGAUAA
This is a messenger RNA of Prorocentrum cordatum, 1713 nucleotides long. NCBI's taxonomy places the organism in Eukaryota, Dinophyceae, Prorocentrales, Prorocentraceae. The record is from the annotation of a GenBank genome assembly.